AUGAACAACCAUCUUAAUGACUGGUGGUCCAAGAACUCUGCUAGAUGCAAGACGGCAGAGAAGGGAUUUGCUGAAUGUUAUCUCGAUUCGGCUGUCUUCUGGAACAUUUACUGUGAGCACUCGUGCCCUUGGGGGCCUGUGAAACCCACUGACAUCAUCGCGACAAUAGCCAUCAACCUUUUCUUCACUAAUUAUCACCAAGCUCUCAUGAACGGCCAAGCUACUGCAAUUGGUGCGGUCGCCGAAAUCGUGAAGACUGUUUCGCCACCUAAGACCAAGAACCCCAAAACCCCUCUGUUCUCGCCUAUCUAUGCUGUUGCACUUGGUCAAUUUGCUGCCCUUGGUCCUUUGCUCGGUAGCUCUGUAGCCGCUAGCAUGGUCUUUGCUUCUCUUACCGGUGCCCUCGGUGGUGGAGCUGGUCUAUUCAAUAUCUUGUUCCCAUCCAAGCAGGUUCAGGAGGUCCCCUGGGAAGGUCUCUCAGCUGCUCUUUCAGAAAACGUCAACGAAUAUCAAAAGAAUGUUGGCGCGGCAUUGACCAAGAUCCAAACCGAUUUCGACACAUUCUACUCUCUGGUUUCCAACGGCGGCUUUAGCCAGAAAAUGAACACCAAUCUGCCUGAGAACACCGAUUUCAUGUACCACAACCUUCUCAAGUGGACUCUGAAUCAGGCGCUGCAACAAGCAGACUACUUUGCCGUCAAGAACCCUGGUGUCGAUCCCCGCAAGAUUCCCAUCGACCCGUACGACUGCACCACCCUGGAUACAUAUGGCACCUGCGGCCCUAUCUGGUACGAUGGCAAGGAUUCCUAUGGCCUUGCGAGAGCAAAUGACAUUGGCAUGGAUCAGAUGAAGACUAUCCUGGACGCCGCAUUCUCCAAGAACUGGACCACGCCGCACGAGCUCUACAUUGACUCUCAGCAAUGCCAAGGCAAGAAUGGCUCCGAGUCCUUCGAUGUGAAGGACCUGUCGCUGAGUUGCGCUUCAAACAUCCCCGUCUGCGAAUUCAACUUCGACUACAACCCGUACCAGUCGCUCAUUGACCGCACCAACCCACCCGAGUUCAAGAACUGCCCUAAUCAGAGAGGCUACGGCACACCCAUGUUUUACAGCGAUGAUGCCGGUGUUCCUCUUUCGUAUCUUGGCCCCUUUUUGGAAUCAGAAGCAAGCCGUGGUCACUCGAUCAUCCCUUCAGAUGUGUGUGAAGGUUAUGGCCACUCGCCAGAUGCUACCAUUCUGUGA
Molecule: messenger RNA, 1239 nt
Organism: Colletotrichum fioriniae
Lineage: Eukaryota; Fungi; Ascomycota; Sordariomycetes; Glomerellales; Glomerellaceae
Source: RefSeq, a predicted model, not a curated record